Molecule: messenger RNA, 1064 nt
Organism: Triticum urartu
Lineage: Eukaryota; Viridiplantae; Streptophyta; Magnoliopsida; Poales; Poaceae
Source: RefSeq, a predicted model, not a curated record
CAAGCAAACCCCAGUGCUCCUGAAUCCUGAUCACCAUGCAUUUCUUCCAGGUCGUCAUGGCGUGGAUGUUCCCGUGCGCCGUGUGCGCGGCGAUGGCGCCGGCCGUGGCGACGGCAGCGACCACGGACGGCGCUUCGAGCGUUGAGCAGGGCAGCUCCUCGUCGCCGGCGUUCGGCCCUGGCGACGCUAAGGUGGCCUCCGACCCGGGCUCCUCCCCGUCGUCGAGGUCGUCCACGUCCUCGUCCUUGCUCGGCGCCCGAAGCAGCUCGUCCAACAGCGCGCGCUCACCGGUGAGGGAGGGCGGUGACACGGCCGCACGGAAGGGCCACGCGCUGAGGCGGUGCCUGCGCAGGUUCGCCAGAAAUCUGCAGCGCGCCGGUGCUGCGGACGAGCGGCCAGACGGGCGCGGGAGACGGAAGGGCCGGGCGACGAAGCCGGACGGGAGGGUCGCCGCCGGCGAGGACGGCACCGCCCGGGCGAGGGAGGAGGCCGUCGCGAGCGCGAUCGCGUACUGCAAGGAGUCGAGCCGGCAGCGCUGCAGGCCGCCGUUGGCUCCCUCGCCCAGCUUGGACGGCUGGCUCCUCGUUCGUCCGGAGGAGGAGAUCGGCACCAGCGCCACGAGCGCCGUCUCGCGCUGCGAACGCGAGGCGCAGGGCACCUCGAGCGCCGCCGCCCCCCACCACGGCCACGCGGCCUGCGACGCGGAAUGCGGCGGCGGCAGGCCGUCGACGGUGGAAACUCGGCGAGGUCCAGCCGGGGAGAUGGAAAAUGGUGACGCUGUCGACGGGCUUGACGGGGACGUCCUUAGGAUAACGAGUUACUUCGCCGCCAAAUAUGUGCGCGCGGUGCGCCAUUGAAGAAUAGCUCGGGGUCCGUCUCACAUGAGACGAAGCAAACAGUUUGUCGUAAUCUAGAGGACCUUGUCUUACGUACCUUCGAUCUUGUAUGAUCUGUCCAUAUCAGUGUGCGAGUAGUGGUAGUAUGAUUGUAGUAAGAUCUGUCCAUAUCAAUUGUCGAUCUUAUUCUUAUAUGAUAUGAUGGCAUGCAGCGUUCCUAAGUUCUAA